UGCUAACGGCGGCUACCAGACAGCAGAGAGGGACACGUCCGGGACAUUGACAGUUUAUUAAAGAACCCCGAGGAGACAAGCUGCAGUCCCCGUGGACAGGUGGAGUGUCCCGGCUGUAGGCGGAGUGCAGGGAGACACAAGGCCGCUCCGGAGCUGCUGAAUCCCCGCUGGGACGAGGUGGCCGCUCGGUUGUUGACAUCCAGGACGGGGACGGAUGUCAAACAGGAGUUUCCCUCCUCUCUUCUCCGUGUGAACCCGUAGUGUGUGGCCGGGGCUCGACCCCCCGGUGCUCGGCCAGCGGCUGCCAUGAAGCUGCAGUGCGACGUGGAGGUGGUGAACCGGAUGCUGCCCACGUUCGGGAUGAGGAGCCGCGGGAAGGGGAACCGAGCCGUGCUGUCCAUCGGGAGACAUGUGGACAAGACGAGCCAGCGCGGCAACAUCUUCAUGAUGAUCUGCACCGCUAAAGACAGAUCUGGCUCCAAGUACAAGCUGAAAGACAACAUAGAGAAGUUCUUCACGUGGUUUGUGGAGGAAGGCAAGGCCACGGUGAGACUAAAGGAACCUGCUGUCGACAUUUGUUUGAGCAAGGCCGAUGCAAAUAGCUUGAAAAACUUCCUCUCAGCCGCUCGCCUGGCAGACAGAGGAAGCGACACCAGCAGCCUGCCCCUCUCCACGCUCACGCCCGUCCGCGCCAGGGACGUGGAGCAGCCCAAGAAGAAACUCACCAUCGUGUCCAAGAAGGACUACCCCCUUGCCUCCAGCUUCCCCUACUCUCUGGAGCAGCUGCAGGUGUCCUACUGCAAACUGUCCCGUGUGGACAUGCGGAUGCUGUCCCUCAAAGCUCUCCGCAAACUAGACCUCAGCAACAACCACAUCAAGAAACUUCCUGCCACCAUCGGGGACCUCGGCUGCCUCUCUGAACUCAUCCUCCACAACAACCACCUGGAAGCAUUCAGCGUGGCGCUGUGCCUGUCCACGCUGCAGCGGACCCUCCAGCUCCUGGACCUCAGCCAGAACCGACUGCAGACGCUCCCGGCUCAGUUCUGCCAGCUCAGAGAACUGGUCAACCUCAAGCUGGACGACAACGAGCUCGCCUGUUUGCCGUUUCACGUCGGCCGACUCUCGAAGCUGAGGUUCCUGUCGGCGGCACACAACCAGUUGGUAGCGCUGCCCGGUGACUUCCGCAAGCUGAGUCUGGAGAACCUUGACCUGUUCGGAAACCCUUUCAUCCAGCCCAAUCCUCUGGACCACUCAAUGCAGCUCACAUUCCCCCUCCCACUUCAAGAGCUAGCCUCCAGGGCUCUGUCCAACCUCAGAAUACCGUACGGACCUCACCUCAUCCCUGCCCACUUGUGUCGGGACCUGGAAACAGCCAAGACCUGCGACUGCGGCCGCGUCUGCAUCAACUUCUACAUCAAGACGGCCGUCAGCAUGAACCUGCACCAAGUCUCUCACACGGUCGUCCUGGUGGAUGACAUGGGAGGCACAGAUGCUCCGGUGCAGCAGCACUUCUGCUCGCUCUCCUGCUACUCUGAAUUUUUGGACAGCUCCCUCCAAAGAGGAAUAAGAUGAGCAGGAACAAACUGUGGUUUCCCCGAAAAACCUGUAAACAGCUGGAUCCUGCAUUGGAUACCUUGAAGCUAUCUGUUGAGACACUGACAAGAAAUAUCUGCAGUAGUAAAUAGCUCAGUGGUAGUUUUCUUCUAAUGACUUUUAAUAAAAGGACAAUGUCGGCUCUAGCUGUGUCCCAAUUCCGGGGCCGUCUCCUUCAGAGGAUCUGGUUUGUGUGGCACAGGAAGGCUGAGCCAAAAGGAUGUGGUCUACGGAGGAAGCCUGAUACUUGGUGGUGCCAUUACCCCAUUGAAGUUUGUCACUAUCCUAGAAAAGGUUCUCCCUUCGAUGGUCGGUGAUGAAAGGACGCAUUUGAAAGAGCCGUCGAAGUUGGACAGCAUAGUCGCACCACUGUGACACAGUCAGUCUUCAAGUGCAGCUUCUGAAGGAUGCAGCCCCUGAAUUUGAGACACAGCUUCUGUUUUUAAAAGCGCUUCAAGCUGCCUGUUUUACACUCACGUUCAAGUUGUACUGCACCAACCACAUAUCAAGGAUGACCAUCGAGACAAGCAUAAGCUGCACUCCUGUAUCUGCUGGUCCCUCACUGUAUGUCAUGAUAGUGAGGUAACACUGAGACUAAAUGAUUUUUCUGUUCGUCCUGCCUCUGAGAGCAAAAUCCAGGUUACUCCACUGACCUACUUGUCCUCCGCAGGGGAAUAGAGACCUCAGAUGAAUCUCCCGAACUCGGUGCCUCUGGGUUCGUCAGCCUCACUUAAAGGGAGUUGGUUUUUACUGUGCUAAUGACCCACAAGUUUAUAUACAUAUAUAAAUCUCUAUAUAUAUGCACUGUAUGACAAAGAAAGUUAAAUAAAAGUAAAGCAUUCGC
This is a messenger RNA of Limanda limanda (common dab), 2437 nucleotides long. It is a transcript of the gene lrr1, whose product is annotated as leucine rich repeat protein 1. The transcript has 5 exons. Lineage: Eukaryota; Metazoa; Chordata; Actinopteri; Pleuronectiformes; Pleuronectidae. The record is from RefSeq and is a predicted model, not a curated record. The coding region runs from base 307 to 1572 and encodes 421 amino acids. Gene Ontology annotation, molecular function: protein binding.